Zea mays is the source of this 1478-nucleotide messenger RNA. RefSeq lists its product as uncharacterized. The coding region runs from base 89 to 388 and encodes 99 amino acids. Lineage: Eukaryota; Viridiplantae; Streptophyta; Magnoliopsida; Poales; Poaceae. The record is from RefSeq and is marked validated. The transcript has a single exon.
CUGAUCUGCCUCAACGAGAUAUCUACGCUACGCUGCUAUCUAGAGACAGCCGUGACGAGUUCCGGUCGAGCGAGGAGCAACCAACAACAUGGCACUCUCGUUUAGGCUGGUCGCCGGCGUUCUUCUGGUCCUGGCAUUAGCUCUGCUCUCUUCGAGCGCGGAGGAGAGGAGCGCCGGGCGCGCUGCCACUGUCAGCGCGAUGGGCUCAGAUCACGAUCAGACGUCGGAAGCUCCGGUGCCGCCGUUGAGGCCUCUUGGGUCGAGGAAACCGGUGGCGGCUCCGCCACCGCCGAGGCCGGCACAUCCACGGGCGAGUAUAAGGCCAUUUCCUCCACCUCGUCCGUCACAGCCGCAGCCGCAGCCGCCGCCGCCGCCACCACGCUCGUAGGUGUAGGCUGUGUACGUCUAGGCAGCCGGCAAGCUCUAGUCCUCUAGGUCUACAGACGUGAGAAAAUGGUUUGUUGGCGUUGGCAUCCCUCCAAUUUCCUGUGAACCUGUUGUAGUGUUCCUCAGUUGUGAGUUUUCAACGAACUUUUGAAAGUUCUAUGUCUCUGUCGGUUAUGGUUCAGGUAUUUGGGAGCUUUCAGCCCCAAAAACCAUCGGUUGCGUAUUUUAAUAUUUCCUUCUUGGCUGCUCAACAUUUCUAUGCCUUUCUUUUAUCAGAUGACCUGGCAUUUGUCGGUUGUUUCCAAGAUGCUAGUGCUACAAGCUCAUGAACUUGCUCACCCGAAUCACCAGAGGACCAGAACGCGUUGUAUUGAAUUUCUGACUGUGCAGUGAAGUGGCUGGAACGCCUCAAAGACCUCAUUUUUUUUUGUAUCGAACUCCGGAUCCGUUGACCUGACCUGCCGUGGCAUCCAUGUGUUCGUUCAGAUCUCAAGGGACCUCCUACCUGAGAUUCCACCGACAAAACCCUGGGUCACCUACCUGAGUUUUAGUAUAAAUUCAGGUAACCAGAUCACUCGGAGCAAUCGUUCGCAGCCAUCAAUCACCAUGAGACUGGUCAAGCUCCUUGCUGUCUUCGCCAUCCUGGCUGUUCUGUUCGCCGUGACAUGGCCCGUUGCUGUGCUAGGGAGGCUGGGUAGGGCGCCCCCGACGCCGAAAUCUGGCCCCGUCAAGCACCAUCGUCCACCACGGCUACAGCGCCCGCCGCCGCCGCCACCACCACCACGGCCGCACCAUCGGCAUGAUGGUCUUCGUCGGCCACUGCCAUAUCCGGCACCACCACCGUGUCAACACUGAUUGCUGCUAUCGGAUUCGAUGAUGGCACUCAAAAUUUCAGUAUUCGACGAGCAAUGUAGCUUCCGUGUACUGCAUUCAUAGUUUCAGCAUUCUUGAUGCAUUUGGUGUUACAAGAAAUUAGUUUUUUUUGUACUCCGGGGGAAAUACUACCAAUGAGAUUCAUACGAAUAACCGCACUGGAUUUUCCAAAUUGUCUUGAUCUCAAAAAUAAUUUGACGUAAUAAGAGACUCAUCGG